AUGACAAGGAGCCUGGGAAGAAAAAUAAGGGAAGGCGACAAGCUACCAGGAUUCCCAGGUAAGCCUGUGAGUGACACUCAGACACCCACGAAGCUUCCAAGCAGGGAGGGCACACCUGGAAAGGAGCCCACUUCUACUAUCUUUGGCUGGAAAGAAACACCUGAGCAGCCAGAUAGUGAUGACAAGGAGCCUGGGAAGAAAAAGAAGGGCAAGCCGAAGAAGCCUUCGGAUGAGCCAAAGGAUCAGAAAGAACCAGACACCGUCGUUAUCACUGAAGUGACUCGUAUCAUCCAGGAAGGCGACAAGCUACCAGGGUUCCCAGGAAAGCCUGCAAGUGACACCGAGAAGCCUACGAAGCUUCCAAGCAGGGAGGGCACACCUGGAAAGGAGCCGACUUCUACUAUCUUUGGCUGGAAAGAAACACCUGAGCAGCCAGAUAGUGAUGACAAGGAGCCUGGGAAGAAAAAGAAGGGCAAGCCGAAGAAACCUUCGGAUGAACCAAAGGAUCAGAAAGAACCAGACACCGUCGUUAUCACUGAAGUGACUCGUAUCAUCCAGGAAGGCGACAAGCUACCAGGGUUCCCAGGAAAGCCUGCAAGUGACACCGAGAAGCCUACGAAGCUUCCAAGCAGGGAGGGCACACCUGGAAAGGAGCCGACUUCUACUAUCUUUGGCUGGAAAGAAACACCUGAGCAGCCAGAUAGUGAUGACAAGGAGCCUGGGAAGAAAAAGAAGGGCAAGCCGAAGAAACCUUCGGAUGAACCAAAGGAUCAGAAAGAACCAGACACCGUCAUUAUCACUGAAGUGACUCGUAUCAUCCAGGAAGGCGACAAGCUACCAGGGUUCCCAGGAAAGCCUGCAAGUGACACCGAGAAGCCUACGAAGCUUCCAAGCAGGGAGGGCACACCUGGAAAGGAGCCGACUUCUACUAUCUUUGGCUGGAAAGAAACACCUGAGCAGCCAGAUAGUGAUGACAAGGAGCCUGGGAAGAAAAAGAAGGGCAAGCCGAAGAAACCUUCGGAUGAACCAAAGGAUCAGAAAGAACCAGACACCGUCGUUAUCACUGAAGUGACUCGUAUCAUCCAGGAAGGCGACAAGCUACCAGGGUUCCCAGGAAAGCCUGCAAGUGACACCGAGAAGCCUACGAAGCUUCCAAGCAGGGAGGGCACACCUGGAAAGGAGCCGACUUCUACUAUCUUUGGCUGGAAAGAAACACCUGAGCAGCCAGAUAGUGAUGACAAGGAGCCUGGGAAGAAAAAGAAGGGCAAGCCGAAGAAGCCUUCGGAUGAACCAAAGGAUCAGAAAGAACCAGACACCGUCAUUAUCACUGAAGUGACUCGUAUCAUCCAGGAAGGUGACAAGCUUCCAGAGUUCCCAGGAAAGCCUGCAAGUGACACCGAGAAGCCUACGAAGCUUCCAAGCAGGGAGGGCACACCUGGAAAGGAGCCGACUUCUACUAUCUUUGGCUGGAAAGAAACACCUGAGCAGCCAGAUAGUGAUGACAAGGAGCCUGGGAAGAAAAAGAAGGGCAAGCCGAAGAAACCUUCGGAUGAACCAAAGGAUCAGAAAGAACCAGACACCGUCGUUAUCACUGAAGUGACUCGUAUCAUCCAGGAAGGUGACAAGCUUCCAGAGUUCCCAGGAAAGCCUGCAAGUGACACCGAGAAGCCUACGAAGCUUCCAAGCAGGGAGGGCACACCUGGAAAGGAGCCGACUUCUACUAUCUUUGGCUGGAAAGAAACACCUGAGCAGCCAGAUAGUGAUGACAAGGAGCCUGGGAAGAAAAAGAAGGGCAAGCCGAAGAAACCUUCGGAUGAACCAAAGGAUCAGAAAGAACCAGACACCGUCAUUAUCACUGAAGUGACUCGUAUCAUCCAGGAAGGCGACAAGCUACCAGGGUUCCCAGGAAAGCCUGCAAGUGACACCGAGAAGCCUACGAAGCUUCCAAGCAGGGAGGGCACACCUGGAAAGGAGCCGACUUCUACUAUCUUUGGCUGGAAAGAAACACCUGAGCAGCCAGAUAGUGAUGACAAGGAGCCUGGGAAGAAAAAGAAGGGCAAGCCGAAGAAACCUUCGGAUGAACCAAAGGAUCAGAAAGAACCAGACACCGUCGUUAUCACUGAAGUGACUCGUAUCAUCCAGGAAGGCGACAAGCUACCAGGGUUCCCAGGAAAGCCUGCAAGUGACACCGAGAAGCCUACGAAGCUUCCAAGCAGGGAGGGCACACCUGGAAAGGAGCCGACUUCUACUAUCUUUGGCUGGAAAGAAACACCUGAGCAGCCAGAUAGUGAUGACAAGGAGCCUGGGAAGAAAAAGAAGGGCAAGCCGAAGAAACCUUCGGAUGAACCAAAGGAUCAGAAAGAACCAGACACCGUCGUUAUCACUGAAGUGACUCGUAUCAUCCAGGAAGGCGACAAGCUACCAGGGUUCCCAGGAAAGCCUGCAAGUGACACCGAGAAGCCUACGAAGCUUCCAAGCAGGGAGGGCACACCUGGAAAGGAGCCGACUUCUACUAUCUUUGGCUGGAAAGAAACACCUGAGCAGCCAGAUAGUGAUGACAAGGAGCCUGGGAAGAAAAAGAAGGGCAAGCCGAAGAAACCUUCGGAUGAACCAAAGGAUCAGAAAGAACCAGACACCGUCGUUAUCACUGAAGUGACUCGUAUCAUCCAGGAAGGCGACAAGCUACCAGGGUUCCCAGGAAAGCCUGCAAGUGACACCGAGAAGCCUACGAAGCUUCCAAGCAGGGAGGGCACACCUGGAAAGGAGCCGACUUCUACUAUCUUUGGCUGGAAAGAAACACCUGAGCAGCCAGAUAGUGAUGACAAGGAGCCUGGGAAGAAAAAGAAGGGCAAGCCGAAGAAACCUUCGGAUGAACCAAAGGAUCAGAAAGAACCAGACACCGUCAUUAUCACUGAAGUGACUCGUAUCAUCCAGGAAGGCGACAAGCUACCAGGGUUCCCAGGAAAGCCUGCAAGUGACACCGAGAAGCCUACGAAGCUUCCAAGCAGGGAGGGCACACCUGGAAAGGAGCCGACUUCUACUAUCUUUGGCUGGAAAGAAACACCUGAGCAGCCAGAUAGUGAUGACAAGGAGCCUGGGAAGAAAAAGAAGGGCAAGCCGAAGAAACCUUCGGAUGAACCAAAGGAUCAGAAAGAACCAGACACCGUCGUUAUCACUGAAGUGACUCGUAUCAUCCAGGAAGGCGACAAGCUACCAGGGUUCCCAGGAAAGCCUGCAAGUGACACCGAGAAGCCUACGAAGCUUCCAAGCAGGGAGGGCACACCUGGAAAGGAGCCGACUUCUACUAUCUUUGGCUGGAAAGAAACACCUGAGCAGCCAGAUAGUGAUGACAAGGAGCCUGGGAAGAAAAAGAAGGUGACUCGUAUCAUCCAGGAAGGCGACAAGCUACCAGGGUUCCCAGGAAAGCCUGCAAGUGACACUGAGAAGCCUACGAAGCUUCCAAGCAGGGAGGGCACACCUGGAAAGGAGCCGACUUCUACUAUCUUUGGCUGGAAAGAAACACCUGAGCAGCCAGAUAGUGAUGACAAGGAGCCUGGGAAGAAAAAGAAGGGCAAGCCGAAGAAACCUUCGGAUGAACCAAAGGAUCAGAAAGAACCAGACACCGUCGUUAUCACUGAAUUGACUCGUAUCAUCCAGGAAGGCGACAAGCUACCAGGGUUCCCAGGAAAGCCUGCAAGUGACACCGAGAAGCCUACGAAGCUUCCAAGCAGGGAGGGCACACCUGGAAAGGAGCCGACUUCUACUAUCUUUGGCUGGAAAGAAACACCUGAGCAGCCAGAUAGUGAUGACAAGGAGCCUGGGAAGAAAAAGAAGGGCAAGCCGAAGAAACCUUCGGAUGAACCAAAAGAUCAGAAAGAACCAGACACCGUCGUUAUCACUGAAGUGACUCGUAUCAUCCAGGAAGGCGACAAGCUACCAGGGUUCCCAGGAAAGCCUGCAAGUGACAUUGAGAAGCCUACGAAGCUUCCUAGCAGGGAGGGCACACCUGGAAAGGAGCCGACUUCUACUAUCUUUGGCUGGAAAGAAACACCUGAGCAGCCAGAUAGUGAUGACAAGGAGCCUGGGAAGAAAAAGAAGGGCAAGCCGAAGAAACCUUCGGAUGAACCAAAGGAUCAGAAAGAACCAGACACCGUCGUUAUCACUGAAGUGACUCGUAUCAUCCAGGAAGGCGACAAGCUACCAGGGUUCCCAGGAAAGCCUGCAAGUGACACCGAGAAGCCUACGAAGCUUCCUAGCAGGGAGGGCACACCUGGAAAGGAGCCGACUUCUACUAUCUUUGGCUGGAAAGAAACACCUGAGCAGCCAGAUAGUGAUGACAAGGAGCCUGGGAAGAAAAAGAAGGGCCAGCCGAAGAAACCUUCGGACGAACCAAAAGAUCAGAAAGAACCAGACACCGUCGUUAUCACUGAAGUGACUCGUAUCAUCCAGGAAGACGACAAGCUACCAGGGUUCCCAGGAAAGCCUGCAAGUGACACCGAGAAGCCUACGAAGCUUCCUAGCAGGGAGGGCACACCUGGAAAGGAGCCGACUUCUACUAUCUUUGGCUGGAAAGAAACACCUGAGCAGCCAGAUAGUGAUGACAAGGAGCCUGGGAAGAAAAAGAAGGGCAAGCCGAAGAAACCUUCGGAUGAACCAAAGGAUCAGAAAGAACCAGACACCGUCGUUAUCACUGAAGUGACUCGUAUCAUCCAGGAAGGCGACAAGCUACCAGGGUUCCCAGGAAAGCCUGCAAGUGACACCGAGAAGCCUACGAAGCUUCCAAGCAGGGAGGGCACACCUGGAAAGGAGCCGACUUCUACUAUCUUUGGCUGGAAAGAAACACCUGAGCAGCCAGAUAGUGAUGACAAGGAGCCUGGGAAGAAAAAGAAGGGCCAGCCGAAGAAACCUUCGGAUGAACCAAAGGAUCAGAAAGAACCAGACACCGUCGUUAUCACUGAACUGACUCGUAUCAUCCAGGAAGGUGACAAGCUUCCAGAGUUUCCAGGAAAGCCUGGAAGUGACACUGAGAAGCCUACGAAGCUUCCAAGCAGGGAGGGCACACCUGGAAAGGAGCCGACUUCUACUAUCUUUGGCUGGAAAGAAACAUCUGAGCAGCCAGAUAGUGAUGACAAGGAGCCUGGGAAGAAAAAUGAGGGCAAGCCGAAAAAACCUUCAGAUGAGCCAAAAGACGAGGGAGAACCAGACACCGUCAUUAUCACUGAAGUGACUCGUAUAAUACAGGAAGGCGACAAGCUACCAGGGUUCCCAGGAAAGCCUGCAAGUGACACCGAGAAGCCUACGAAGCUUCCAAGCAGGGAAGGCACACCUGGAAAGGAGCCGACUUCUACUAUCUUUGGCUGGAAAGAAACACCUGAGCAGCCAGAUAGUGAUGACAAGGAGCCUGGGAAGAAAAAGAAGGGCAAGCCGAAGAAACCUUCGGAUGAACCAAAGGAUCAGAAAGAACCAGACACCGUCGUUAUCACUGAACUGACUCGUAUCAUCCAGGAAGGUGACAAGCUUCCAGAAUUUCCAGGAAAGCCUGGAAGUGACACCGAGAAGCCUACGAAGCUUCCAAGCAGGGAAGGCACACCUGGAACGGAGCCCACUUCCACUAUAUUUGGCUGGAAAGAAACACCUGAGAAACCAGAAAGUGAUGACAAGGAGCUUGGGAAGAAAAAGGAGGGCCUGCCGAAGAAACCUUCAGUUGAGCCAAAAGACCAGAAAGAACCAGACACCGUCAUUAUCACAGAAGUGACUCGAAUAAUACAGGAAGGCAACAUGCUACCAGGGUUCCCAGGAGAGCCUGCAAGUGACACACAGGCACCCACGAAGCUUCCGAGCAAUGAGGGCACACCUGGAAAGGAGCCCACUUCUGCUAUCUUUGGGUGCAAAGAAACACCUGAGCAGCCAGAAAGUGAUGACAAGGAGCCUGGGAAAAAAAUUAAGCACAAGCCAGAGAAACCUUCUGAUGAGUGUCAGGACGAGAAAAAACCAGAAAGUGUCAUUGUCCCAGAAGUGACUCGUAUCAUCCAGGAAGGGGACAAGUUACCAGGGUUCCCAGGAGAGCCAGCAAGUGACACACAGGUGCCCAUGAAGCUUCCGAGCACAGAGGGCACACCUGGAAAGGAGCCCACUUCUGCUAUUUUUGGCUGGAAAGAAACACCUGAGCAGCCAGAAGGUGAUGACAAGGAGCCCGGGAAGAAGGGCAAGACGAAGAAGCCUUUGGACGAGCCACAGGACCAGAAAGAACCAGAUACUGUCAUUGUCACUGAAAUGACUCGUAUAACCCAGGAAGGCGACAAGCUACCAGGGUUCCUUGAAAAGCCUGUAACUUACAAGCAGGAGCCCACGAGACAUCCAAGCAGAGAGCGCACACCUGGAAAGGAGCCCCUUGCAUCUAUCUUUAGUUGGAAAGAGACACCUGAGGAGCCAGAAGUAAAAAGCAAAACUGGCGUGAUCUUUGAUGUUUCUGGCUUUGUUAGAGAUGAAGAGGAGUUGCAUGAAGAGGUUGUGCCUUCGUCUGUUAUUGAACCCAGUGAUACUCGAAGUGGAGGCACACAAGAGAUGCAUACUCGACAAGAAACAGAAAAGAGGCAACGCCAGGGGUGGUUCUCGAGCUUGGUGGCGGCUGCAAAGAGCAUUACAUCUUGGGACAGUACUGAUGAACAGGCGAAGCCUGUUGCACCAGUCAGUACAGAUAAACAGGCCGAGCCUGCGGCCCCGAUCUUGCUAGACUCUGAAGGAAGUGCUGUGCUUGUGUCGCCUCAUACAAACAUUCGUUCUGGUGAUUCUAAGCCACGUGGUAAUGAUGAGCAUGACACAGCACCCCAGCCAGUUGUUGAGUUUGAGCGAGCUGUGCCUUCAGCUCCUUUUGAACUUGAUACAAGUUUUGAUGACAGAUUGCACCCUGGCGCAGGCGCUUCAUCGCCACCAAGUGUCAUUGAAGGACUGGAGUCCAUCAUUGGCAAUGUCCCGAGUGCAUCUGGGGGAGGAGACUCGAGAAUCAUUUCAGAGCGGUACCAUUCGUGUGAUGUUUCAAGUGAGCAGGAUGAUAACACUUCAGUUUAUUCCACUGGAACCGAUGACUCUUUUUCAGUGUUGCACAGUCACCGUCCACACGAUGAGCCAAAGGUGCCAAAGGGACGACAAAAGAAGCACAAACAAAAGCAAAAGGGUGAGACGUUUCUUGUGGCGUCAGCGGUGUCAAGUCACGCUGGUCGGCGAUCGCUGUCAAAGUCCCCAUCGCCGCCAUCGGAGCGUGACAAACCUUCAGCGUUUCGUGAGAGUAGGAGUCCUCCACCACCAGGUUUCUUACCAGAGGUGUUGGGACAAGUUCUGGCUCCUCGAUGGGUCACUGAAGGAGACCAUCAAGAUGUGACAGACUACACAGCUCAAGCACCGGUUCCACAAAGGUCGGCUCAACCCAGUUCUGAGAAGGUCGAUGAGUUUGUCAAAGCCGAUGCUACCACAUUUUACACUGCACCUCCUGGACAACAAUCGAGCAUGAGCCAAAAGCUGCACAGUUGGUUACCAAGUUUUGGGGCUGCUUCACAAAAAGAAGAUGCUCCUUUAGUUCAAGGGCAUUUUGAAAGAUACAGCGAAGACACUCAGUGGAUACCUGUAGAAUUUGUUCAGAGUGACGGUGGAGAAAAGUCAACAGAGACAGUUUUGCGUUCUUCACCGGGCACUGUGGAAGGAAGGCCGGUGAAAUCGCCAACUUCAUCUGGUGUGGACAGUGAAGAACCUCUACCCGAUUGGAUAGUCGACACCAAAUGGCCUUCGCAGGUUACCACCGUCAUAAUUCUGGUCUUCCGGAGGAUCUUUAUAAUUGAGAAGCUCCUGAAGGAAGCUUCCUCUUUCCGAGGCAAUGAAAGGCAGCAAAAGAUACAGGAAGCACAACGGCUGAUUGACGAUGUGUCUAGACAGCUGUACGACCCAGAUGUGUGUCAGAGCUUGGAGAAGUACCAUUCAGAGCACCCAGAAAUGGCGAGGCGCUACGGCGAACUGUCGGAUCAGCUUCAGCGACUAGCAGAGCAGCUUGACUCAACAAAGUCAUCGGCAGCUCAGCCGGAGUCACCAAAGCCUGUCAUGGAUGAAAGGAGCAUGCAGUUCUGGCUUGGCCUAGAAUCGCUUCACGUGUGGCUCAUCGAUUUGCAAAGGCUGCUCGGAGUUCACCUCGACGCUCUCAGCAACCCUGUCGUGCUGCGAGACCUGCUUCAGGAGCUGAGGCGACUCGUGCCCGAGACUGCAUCUCGCGAAUCCCAGCUGGCAGACCUGGAAGCCCAGUCACGACUGCUAUCGCCGGAGACCAACCGGGACGCCCUAGAGAGGUUUGCGCUCCUGCAGAGUGAACUCGGAAACGUGUACAACCUCUUGGAAGAGCGGGCGCGCGCAAUCGAGGAUCGUCUCCAGGCAGUCGAGCAGGACAGGAAAGAGGAAGAGGAGCUGCUGGCCUCUGGCAGUGAGGAAGCUCUUCCGAGGCGGCAGUUCGUUCAGGAACUGAACCAGUCUCUGCAAGACCACGAGUGCGCCGUGCUCAAGCUGCUGAGAAGCCCAGAGUCGGUGCCUCAGCAGGAGACCGACGGCACUCCCACGACCGAACAAGUUCUGCAAGAAGUACACCGUGCCAGCCAACCCUCCGUGGACACCGCUACACCCUCGUCAUGGCUAGACGAAGCACCAUCGGAAUCAAGCCCGGAGUCCUUGCGCGACACGUGGGCCCAGAUAGCGUCCAGCCUGCAGGAAUUGGAAGACGACGCCGACAUUGAGCCACGAAGGUUCCGCAUCAUUUACCUGCGCAUCAUCCAGCUAAUCAUCGUCUACCGAAGGCAAGCCAAGAGUGUUCUGUCAGGUCCUGCGGAUAAUCAAGAAUCGGUGCAGGCCUUGGAUUCGCGGCUUCCGGAAGUGAUGAGGAUCGUGAGAAGGCUCCCCGUCUUGGUGUCGAGCCGCGGGUCACGUCUUUCUCCCGAAGAACAGGCCGCGCUGAGUCAAGUCGGGAACGAGCUUGUCACCUACAUCGAGAGUUCAGAACCCGAGCUGAGAAACAUGAUCAGCGUGCGUCUCGCCCUUCAACAGGACGUGCGAAAACUUCAGGAACAAGUAUCUCGCCUGCUUCAGAAGGUCGACCAGGAGUUGGCACCGCAGCUGGAUCGCAUUCGUGAAGGAGAUCCCAACUGGAUCAGAAAGGUGGAAGCCUGGAUCGAAGCGUUGUGCGCAGCGCGGGCCGAGGUGAGGGAGUUGACGAGGGCCACCAUGGUACCGUCCACACCCGAGGACAAGGAUGUCGCGAGUCGCACACCUGCAGUGGCCAGCCUUGCACAGUGUUCACGCAGACUGCAUAUACUGUGGUGCCAGUGUCAACUCCUGGUACAAAAGGCCCUGAGGCAACAGGCCCUGCAGAACAGGCUGGCCGGCUGCAAGGCGGCCUCCAAGGCUCAGGAAACCUUCCUGGAACCCCUGAUCGCUCCCUGGUCUCCCACGGGCAGCCCUCAGCAAGUGAAAGAUAUUGAGGAUUCUGUGAAGGAGGCUCUCCAGGAAGUCCAGUUCCUCGAUGCUCUCGGAAAGCACCUGUCCAGCCAGAGCGACCAGUCCGCCGAGGCACCUGUGGAGGGUUCCUCAACGGACACGCUUGCCGAGGCCAGACUGGCUCAGCUCAGAUCUUCGGCUGCAGCGUUGAAGGAGCUCGAGGAUGCCGCAAGAGAGCAGCUUGCUUGGAUGCAGCAGCACCCACUUUGGGAGCCUAGCGGCCCAACAUCGCUGGAGUCGCUGGAAGAAGCACUGCGCUCUCUUGAGGACCUGGAAUGCAAGGCUCGCAUGCGAGUGCCCUACAUCCGCGACCUUGAGGACCUGUCCAGGAAGGUCGUGCUAGGACCCCACGUGCCUCCGGAGCAACAGCCAGCACGGCUCUUGCUGGACUGGCGUCAGUACUGGAUUCUCUUGUCAAGGAGAACGACCUGGCUGCGCCGAGAGGUGGCCCGCCUGCGUCGAAACAGGGAGCUGCUGGACAGAGCCAAUGCCGCCAUAACGGCGGCCGAGAGGUUGCUCAAGGACAAAGAGCCACAGGCUAGACAGCCAUCAAAGACCGUUGAACUGGCCAGACACUUGCACGAGGCCGAGAGGGAUCUGAAGAUCGCCGCUGAGAAGCCGUCAGGUGACGUGGUUUCCCUCGAAAGCUUGGAAGCGGACACUAGGAAGUUGAGUCACCGGCUUGGCAAGCUGCACGAAAACUUGCAAAAGGCUCGCGCAAGCUGGUCAACCAUGACCAAUCAAGAAGAUACUGAAAAGGCCGCAGAAGAGUUGCUCAGUGCCGCAGAACAAGCCGUCCAUCAUGUUCCCACGGCAGACCUCCCCAUGCUUCAGGCAUGCAAGGAAGAGAUGGAAGCGUGCAAACCGGCUUUGCUGUCAGCUCUGUCGUCAUGCCCGCCUGCCGACGAGGAGGCGCGCCGAAGGCUGUACGUCAUCCUCCGCCGUUGGCAGAUCAUCAUAGUUGUGCUGUUGAAGCAGCUCAGGGUCGCAAGGAGAAGCAUAGGCGAGCAAGACCGGGCCAUCAUGACGCGUUGCGCGUUGAGACCAAGCAUCGAGGCAAUGCAGGCCGCUCUCCAGCAAGUCGCAAGGGAGAAGCCCACAGAGCGUCGGCACAUUAGAUCCUGCUUGUACAUCAUUCAGUGGAUCAGAGAAAUGUUGAAGUCCCAGAGGGCUACCCUGGACAGCCUGGAAAGGAAGGGACAAGACGUUGCAGCUUUGCGCAAACAGCACGACGUGGCGGAAAAAGAAGCCGGCAAGCUGAGCCAAAGCCUGGAGAGUGCCUUCAGGGAAGUGGGCACUUACGAGAAGUCCUUGGACGCAGUGGAGUCCUUCCUAACACAGGCCGAGGACUGCCUGCAGCGCUACCUCAACUGCUGCCCUGAGCUGUACGCCAGCUACCUGCCGGCGCUUGAGGCUUUGGGACAGACACUGGAGAAACAGGAGAGGCCACUGCUGGGUAGUCUUGAGGCUGCUCAGGCAGAGCUGACAGACGGCCACGGACGCAAGCCCGAGAAAACUACGCGGGAGAGGGUUCGGCAGCUGCGGGACAGGUGGCACCAACUUAAGGACAAGACAUCUCAGCUGCACAAGGACAUGCUUCAGCUGCACUCCUUGUGGCUACGGUGGCUGACAGCGGAGGAGAAGCUCAUCAACUUGGCACUCAAGGCGGCCCACGAAGAAGACAGUGGUGGAGGAACCGAGCUGAGCUAUGCUCAGGCGGCUGCCCGAGCAGACGUUCGCUCCGCUUUGAGAGACCUCACCUCCGCAGACGUCUCCAGCCAACUCCUCGACGCCUCGCCACUGAAAGCGCGCAUCAAUGCCCUACAAGCAUCCGCCGCAGCACUCGUGGAGCCGCGGUUGGCACCCCAUCGCCACUGCGACUGGUCUGCCUUGGGCUUUGCCGCUCACCCGGCAAAACUUGAGCAGGAGCUCAAACAGCUGGAGAAGGUGCUCCCAAGAGAACCUGAAAGUGACUGGAGCGUGGAAAAACUGCAAAACCUUUGUGCUAAGCUAGAGAAGCUGUCCCGCGACGCGAUUCCACUGGGCGUGAAUCUCCACUGCAUCCGAACAGACGACUCGGACGACCUGCUCCGUCGAUGGGGGAUCCUCUGCCAUCGGCUCAUCAUCAUCUGGGGCAGCGCCCGGAGACUCCUCCUCCAGAAGGCACCCCUGGAAGACAGCUGCACGGACCUACUUCGGCUCAGCCAAAGGUCGCGCCAGACCCUGACCAGUCCGACGGGUCCCCCCUUCCGCGACCCGGCAACCUGCAGGCAGCACCUCGAAGACGUCGGCAACCUGCAGCUCCGGCUGGAGACGUUCAAGCCAAUGCUCGCGGCCUUGCGGCAGCGUCGAUCCACGCGCGAGCACGCGGAGUCUUGCGACCAGCUAGACGGGGCCAUGGACAGAUUGGCGCAGAAGGCGAGGGCACGGGCAGGAGAGGCCUGGCUCUGGCUGAGGCCGUGGAUCACGUUCUGGACAUCGCUGGACCAUGUGAACGGGCAGCUCUCGGCACUGGAACAGUCGGAAGUUGUGCAGCUGUCGGCACUGCCUGUGCUGGACCUGCGCUUCAUCUCAAUACUGUUCCAGCACGAGCAACUGGCAAAGCAAUUGGAAAUAGCGAGACGUCACUGGGAAGCCCUGCACAGCCAUGAAGAACAUCUGGUCCGCGUCGCUCCGGCCGGACCAUGGCUGGACGAAGUUGCGAAGCAGUCCCACGAGUCGCUUCGUCGCCUUGAGGCACUCGAAGCGAGGACGAAACAGCUCGAGAGGUGGUGUUCUCACUGGGACGCGCUGAAGCAAGAACUGCGCAAUCUAGACGCUAACAUGGCGGAUGUUCUGCAAAGAGUCGAGGCAGCUGCGUCAAGUUCGCACCAGCCCAGCUCACAGGAACAGGUGUUCAAGGAAAAGUUAGACCAGCUGAACCAAGCCAUAAAUGCGUCGAGCAAGUGCCUGGAGCAGGUUACGUCAGACUGUGUCGCCACAGAAUCGGAGGCUGUGAGAAGUCACAUAGAGCACACCAGCAAGGCUGCCAAGGCAUUGUUGGAAUGUGGGAAAUUCUCUCCGGACCAAAAAGAACAGGCGAAGAAGUGCGUGGAACAGUUCGCCAGUUGCUGCGAAGAGCUGGACCGGCGGAAGAAACGGGAAGACGAGAAGGCCGUGUCUAAACCGAGUGGCAACGCUGCUGAGCAGCUAAAACAAGAGAAUGAGGAAUCGCAGAGGCACAAGGACGACUGCGAUGGACUGCUGCGUUACGGUGCGUCUAUUGGAACUUUGCUCUUGGACGAGGACAUCAGGAAAGCAUUGGACAGCCAGCUCGCCGCCGUCAAGCAGUCGUGCAAUGAGACUGAAGGGACGCUGCAGCAAAGCACAUUGAGGCUGAACGGCAUGGCUGGCCUGCAGCAAGAGUUCGACGUGAGGCUAGAAGAGUUCAUCCUCUGGCUCGACAAUAUGGAAGCAUAUCUCACCUCUGCCAUCGUACCAGCAGAGACGCAGCGUGAACUGAAGCUGCUGAAUGAUAAGAAGCAAGAUGUGACUGAACACGGCGAACCACUGAAGCAGUUACAGACUACUCUCAGCGAUUUGCUCAAGCACUACCACGACCUAGUACCUGCUGCCGAUCAGGACAAGGCUAAGGAACAGCUGGCCGAUGCCGAGAGGCGCUGGCAGGCCUUGGUGCCGCUCAUCGAGGAACGCCGAAACAGAUUAAGUGCUGCGAACACCUUAUGGGAGGAAGUCAAGCAGUUGGCCGGCAGGCUCGCAAACGUGCGGACCGCGGAGGAGACCCUCGGCCGUACCUUUGGUGGCGACCUGGAAAGCCUUUUGCAAACAGUUGAAACACUGGAGCGCCUGCUGCCCGAAGUUCAAGAAAUAGAAGUCCCGCUGAACAACGUCAGCCGCCGGUACGAGGGCCUAGUUCAGGACUGUCCGGUAGAUGAGAGCCUCGGUGCGUACAUCGAUCAGUUGCACGACGACUGGCUCGCGAGGAGGCGCUCAGUGCAAGAAUCCCUGGAACGCUACCGCGAAGCGACGCACACCUGGGAGCUGUGGGACGCCCUGCGGGAGCAGCUCGUGCUGUGGCUGACCGAGAAGGACUUGGUCGUCAGCAGGCUUGAGAUGGGACACGCCACGGAGGACGACGACCCAGAGGCACUGCGACAGGAGCUUCUUCAAGGCAGCACCCGGUUCAACGAGCUGAGAGCCACCGGCUCGGAGGUAGAGCGGUUCGGCCUACUGCUGGCCGGCAUCGCCACGGGUCCAGCACUGGGAGAGCUGCAUCUUUACUGGCAAGACCUGUGCCAGCGUGCAGGUGCCCUGGUUGGAACCGGGUCACUGGAUGAGGGCGAGAAACCAAUUCAAGAAGACUUAGAGCAAAGUCAGCAACCAACUGACGCCGCUUCCUCAUCCAUCAUUCCUACUGUUGCCAGCGAGCACGGCGAAGUUACACCGGACAAGCUUCCAAUCGCCGGAGCCGCUUCACAGAAUCUUCACCAAGUUGUAAAUGUGCUCGUGAGCAACAUCAGCAAUGACCAGCGUCUCAGACGUAUGCGGAGCUCAUCGGAGAGUAGCGAAGCUGGUGACGAGCUGACGGAUUUGCUGGAAACCGUGGCUCCUGAGAAAGCCUUUGAACAAGAACAAGAAGAGAAGCCUGACGUUUCGGAUGUGGAGGAGGCACUACUGCGUCUGGAAAAGUGGCUCGAAACAGUGCCCGACCGGUUUGGACCGGACAAGAUACCGGAAGACCUCGAAGGACUGACCGCACUUGUCAACUCGCAUAGCGACUUCCUUGACGAGUGCCGCAGAUACAAGUUCCUCCUGGACUGGCUUCAAGGACAAAAGAUCAGAGAUUCUCAUCUACAGAAAAGGCUCAAGGCUGCUGCUGCACGGUGGGACACAGUAUGCCAGAACGCGUGGAACUACCAGGAGCGUCUGCGAUGGGCAUUGCUGCACUGUCCGCACUACAGUAGCGCCCUCCAACAGCUGGCCCUGUGGAUAAUCGCCACUAGGAAAUGGCUCAAGGGUCGGGAUAAGGAUGCCAACCUUCCAGCACGGCUCCUGGUGGCCCGUUACCGCCAGAUCCUGGUGCUGCAAGACCAGUUACAUCGGUUCCUACCACGGCUAAAAGCCCUGAACACGAUACAAGAGUCCACGCCCACGUGCGAGGACGAGUGCGACGCUGGACAACCGCGAGAGCACAAGAAGACCAAGGAUGCGAGCGAAGUGCUUGCCCUUCUGCAGUCCCUGUUGGCACUGUGCGCACUCCGAGCUAGCGCCCUUCGCAAGGACCUGCUCCAGUCCGAUCUAAUACCGCAUGAUCCAAGUCUUGAAGAAGAGAUCAUUCCAUCUACAAUGGAAGCCCAGCAGUCAGGCGCGGCUGGGCCGAUGUUCCUGGCCGAGCUAGACGUCGACGACGACGAAGUGUCGUCGGCGCGUCCCUGGUCGUCGCUGUUCUGGGGCCGCGUGGCCCGCACCGCUCUGCCCAUCCAGCUGCUGCUGCUCAUUCUGCUGGGCGCGGCCAGCCUGCUGCCCGUGUCCGAGGAGGACUUCAGCUGCGUGCUCACCAACAACUUCGCACGCUCGCUGGACCCGAUGCUGCGGUACCCGCAGGGACCGCCGCCCGUCUAGGCCUAACCCGUCUGCCAUCUUUCUUCAUUCGUCCGCCAGUGCUGCUUUCCCACGGCGGAUCAGCUCAUCCGAUCCGGUCGUAAAGAGUGUGUGCCCGCCAUCUUGUUCGCGCGGCGGACGAUAGACAGUUUCGUUCGUAGUGGACUUGUACGGUGUGCUCGAGAGAGGAACGAAUUAAGUCUUUGAAUUGUGUGUAGUGUCCGUGUUAGGCGGUAAAACAAUCGUUGGAUUUUAUAACGACGUCGUCGUGAAAGUCAUCUUUGGGGUACAAUCGUGCGUCUGGAUGACAGGCUCGUUUUGCGACUAUAGAGACUGACCGACAACAGUGCUAAUCCGCUGCCGUCGCUUUCGACGCGUGUGCAGAGUGAUGUGUGCUGACGUCAACGCACAGCGAGAUAUUUAGCGGUCCGUGAGAUCAACUAGGAAAAUUUGUUUUCUUUUUUUUUCUGCCGCAUUGCGAUGGUUCAUUGAUUCUGUGCAGAAUGGCACGAAAUUGCGGGUUCAAUUCCUGGGCCCAGAAGCCGCAUUUAGGGGAAGGCGGAAUGUAAGAACACUUAAUUGUGUGCCCUGUUUUCUUUUUUUUUUUGUGCGUCUCAAAGACAUUCAAGCUUCUGAAGUCUUCGGUACGCCAUGGGCGAAACAGCGUGCUGCCAUCGGCAAUUUUUUUUCUUGGCCGGGAGAAAAAAUUGGUGUUCGCAACCGCUGUAGCGCAAGGUCGUGCCUGGGAAGUUAUUUAAAUUUUUGUUAAUUAGGCUACAGGCUGCAAUUGUGCGCCAAUUUUUCAUGGAAACAGCUGGGCUCCCAAACGGCGAUGGGGCAACCACACUUCUCUUUUUUUGUUGUUGUUUUUUGUUUCUUUUCUCGCUUGCACACCGCCCAUGCCAAGAACAACGCUUAAAACAUUACUCGACUUUAUAUACGGUGCGCUAACAUUGGUGAGCUUUAGCGAACCGGGAAUCUGGUGCUAGGUGCCGAGUUUACGCGCAUGCGCAGAGGCCGGUCUGGCAUGCGCGUUCAUAGCCUCCUAGAGCCGAAACAGGAAGCUGCUUUACGGGAACGGAUCUCCGGUUCACUAAAACCCCCCAAGUCGUCAAUCGCCCAUAACAUGUUUGCCUUUCUGAUACGCUGUGAUAAGAGAGCAAAAAGGGAGAAGAAGAAAAAAAAAAGACUUAUCGCCCUGGUGUGAUGUGAUAGCGCUGCGGUAGCUGGUGCCUUUUUUUUUUUCAUAUAGGAAAAGCUAUACACGUUGCAUCUGCAUUUUUUUUUUUCGACAGUUUCGUUUUUCCUUGGCACUCUUGCUGCACCUUAAUUUCUUACAGUAAUCGUGCUACAGCUCUUUUUUUGUCGUCCUCGUCUCGUUAUUGUCCCAUUUGUCGACCCGUGUAUCCUAGAACGGUUUUUGCAACUAUUUUUUUUUUAAAAAGCCUCUCUAACGACGGACUCCCGAGAUUCACGCACGCGAAAGCCCGUCCGUCUCGGAGGCCAUGCUUAAAAACAGCGGUAUACGCGCUUAACCGUGCCACGGCUACGAAACUGUUUCUAUAAACUCAUACGCCUUUUCGACUACUACUUUCGCGCGACAAAACCCUACGAGGGUAACGAAUUACGACUUUCAUUGUUUUUUUGCCAAUUUUUUUACGAGCUCUUUGUACGAUAAACCAACUUCGGCUCGCAAAAACCAGGGGUGGACGACUUCGUAAUCAAGCAUAUUGUAACCAAUUAUCAAAGACCGCUGUUAUUUUACACGCAUGUUCAGAAUAUAUAUAUAGGAUGUUGUACUUAUCUGUGUAUCGUUUUAGGAAAGAUGUUUAAAUCAUGAAACUCUUGGAAUUAAUGUUUGUUAGUUAUAAUGGUCUCUGUUGACAAUCGUUUCGCUAGAGAUGCGAAUCUAUUUUAAUCAAUUUGUGUGUCCUGGGUAGUUCUGGCUUGCUUCUAUCAAAACUUUCGCUGCGAGUGCUUUGACUGCGCGAAAGUGAUACAAACCCUGUUGAUGCUUUUCAAGGGCGCGUGGUAUAUUUGUGUGUUGUCCUAUCGUUUCAGUACGACUAUGCAUGUCUUACGAGCCGCCAAGGCAGCUGCAAUGCGAGAAUAGUGUCAAUUGUGUUCCCACCUCCUUUCCCGGUGCUUGUUGAGCGUUGUUGAAAAAAAAAAAAGCCUGUACAGAAGAGCGAAUAAAAGUGUGUGUGUUUGCCUUUU
Rhipicephalus microplus (southern cattle tick) is the source of this 17343-nucleotide messenger RNA. RefSeq lists its product as uncharacterized. NCBI's taxonomy places the organism in Eukaryota, Metazoa, Arthropoda, Arachnida, Ixodida, Ixodidae. Gene Ontology annotation, biological process: nuclear migration; negative regulation of cell population proliferation. The record is from RefSeq and is a predicted model, not a curated record. Gene Ontology annotation, molecular function: actin filament binding; guanyl-nucleotide exchange factor activity. Gene Ontology annotation, cellular component: meiotic nuclear membrane microtubule tethering complex; cytoplasm; nuclear outer membrane.